Molecule: messenger RNA, 1821 nt
Organism: Thermothelomyces thermophilus ATCC 42464
Lineage: Eukaryota; Fungi; Ascomycota; Sordariomycetes; Sordariales; Chaetomiaceae
Exons: 4
Coding region: 121-1026 (301 amino acids)
Biological process (GO): proteasome-mediated ubiquitin-dependent protein catabolic process
Cellular component (GO): nucleus; cytosol; proteasome regulatory particle, base subcomplex
Molecular function (GO): polyubiquitin modification-dependent protein binding
Source: RefSeq, a predicted model, not a curated record
AACGCUUCGACCCGAUCCAUCGCCCACGAAUUCCACGGACCAAGGGCGACAAUUCCAACGAGCAUACCAGCGCAUCGAUUCAGAGCGAGUCUCUCCGGAUACCGAUAACAGCUCGCCAAGAUGGUCCUCGAGGCGGUAAUGAUCGUGGUCGACAACAGCGAGAGCAGCAGGAAUGGCGACUACACACCGACCCGCUAUGACGCGCAGUGCGACGCUGUGAAUAUCAUCUUCCAGAACGUCGUCCAGGGCAACCCUGAGUCGUCGGUCGGUUUGAUGAGCAUGGGCGGCAAGGGCCCCGAGGUGUUGGCGACCCUCACGACGGACCAAGGCAAGAUCCUGGACGGCUUGCAUCAGACCAAGAAGAAGAUCCGGGGAAAUGCCCACCUCUCUACCGGAAUACAAAUAGCUAGCCUUGCGCUCAAGCACCGCCAGAACAAGUCCCAAAGGGCGCGCAUCGUCGUCUUCGUCUGCUCCCCGAUUGAAGAAGGCGAGAAGGAGCUCGUCGUCCUUGCUAAGAAGAUGAAGAAGUUCUCCAUUAGCGUCGACUUUGUGCUGUUCGGCGAUAUGGACGAGGAGAACCAGGCAAAGUUGGAGGCGUUCAACCGCGAGAUCAAGGGCAACACCGACUCGUCGCACCUUGUCGUCAUUCCGCCCAGCUCGAAGCUGCUCAGCGACCAGCUCAUCUCGACGCCGAUCUUGCUUGGCGAGGGCGCCGCCGGCGGUGCGGGCGGCCUGGGUGGUGAUGCCGGUGGCUCGAGCGAGGACUUCCCGUUCGGCGUCGACCCGACACAGGACCCCGAGCUAGCGCUGGCGCUGCGCAUGAGCAUGGAGGAGGAAAAGGCGCGGCAGGAGAAAAGGGCACGCGAGGAGGCCGAGGCGGCCAAGAAGAACAGCUUAGAAUCCGUCAAGGAGGAGGGCGAGUCUGCGCCGCUGCUGGAUAAGGAUGGGCAGCCGAGCGGCAGCAAGAAGGACGAUGAUGAUAAAGGAGGCAAAUCGGACGAUGCCGACAAGAUGGACACUUCGUGAGACAAGUCGCCGGGCGGUCUUGGUCGAGUUGUGGGGGAGGACACUUGACGAGACGGUGGCUGCUCGAACUCUCAUCGUCCCCGAGCCUGUAGAGAUAGACGAUGCCUGGCAUUAACAGCGGGGCGGCCUCAUAGCCCUUUACUAUAUGACAACGGACGCCGCUAACUCCCAUGCUUCCCCCCAAACCCAUUUCCGGUCCUCCGCGCUUUAUCUUCCCGCACCCCCGCUGCCUACCACUACCCAUCCCGUCCCGAUCCGGCCCAGGUCCUACCUGUUGUUGAUUUCCCGGAUAUACGACCCCAGCUUGCGAUCAAAAAGGUCACAGCGCACGGGCAUCUCAAGCUGAUAAAAUGGAUUCUUCAUGACGUAGUCGGUGUACAUAUCGUACACGCGCCGCAUCGUCAGCUCCACGUUGGCCUGAGUCGUGUCGGUGAAGAGCAAGAACUUUGUGCCCGUCAGCGUCGCGAAGCAUUGCAUCCGAAAGUUCUCCGUCUCCAGCACCUCCAGGCCGGAAGGCAGUUCUGGGCGGGUGAGGGAUCCGCCGCCCGCGGCCGAGGAGGUCGAGGAGCGGUUGCCCGUGUUUGCGGACUUCAGAGGGUUGAGACGGGCCGUAAUUGCGUGGACGCCAUGGAACGUGCCAGCCAGGACAAGGUAGUCGUUUGUGCUGAUCUUAUUGAGGCCGCCCUCGUGGAAGGUCCGGUUGUAGAUCAGGCCACCCGCCUUGUUGAUGAUAAUGAGGGCGAAGACGGUCAUGAUGGGUGUUUCAUCUCAUGGCUGCCGGGAAAGGGGAAAAUG